AUGCGGCGAGUUAUUCGGCAAGCGAGGAGCUUGGCAUCGGUAGCAGGGCAAGCAAAACUCAACCGGGCUUUAGUGACGGUGGCGGAGAGGGGGGACAGAGAAGCCGUCGGGCUAUAUCUUCAAGAAGGGGCAGAUAUUGAGGCCCGUUACUGGCCACAGCUCGGAGAAUUUAAUAAUGGAUCCGUUGUUGUUAAAGUUGAAAGGGGCAUUUAUAGGUGUGUUACACGCACAUCUAACGUGUGCAAUCUUGGGAAAUAUAUGUGCUGGGGUAGCCAAGUCCAUGGGACAGACCCUCACGACCUUUCUCGAACAGCCUUGCAGCCUGCUGCGGACGGAGGGCACACGAGGGUGGUGGAGUUGUUGUUGGAAGCUGGCGCGGAUGUGAAUGCACCACCAGCAAGAAUAUUUGGGAGGACCGCACUACAGUCUGCCGUGGAAGGAAGACAUGAAAUGACAGUACAGCUACUCUUGAGCGAAGGUGUUGACCCCAAUGGACCAGUCCCAUCGUAUGAAAGGACCGCAUUGCAGGCCGCCGUAGAAGAAGGACACAAAACGAUCCUGCAGUUGUUUGUAUACAAGGGUGCCGAUCUCGGUGGAGCUUUGAGAGAAGCUGUUGAAGGACAGAACGAGGACAGUUUGCAGUUACUCUUGGACGUUGGGGCCAAUAUCAACAUCAAAUAUCCAGACGGAGAUACGCUAUUGCAUAUUGCUGUCAAAUGUCGGUUCGAACGCAUAGUGGAGCUACUUCUGUUCUCCGCAUAUAACCAGCUGCAGCCCAAUACUGACGCCUCCCACGCAACUGGGCUUGGGAAUUAUCUACGCCUUGGCCCGACCUUGAAACCAAUUGAUCUCAUCGCCGCGAUAGACCAUCAACAGGGAAACAUUCUACAUGCAACAUGCUCGGAUUAUAAUGAAACUAUAUUCCUCAGGCAUGAGAGUCUACCGGCAGUGCAGCUAUUGGUUUCCAGGGAUAUCGAUAUAGAUACUCGUGACCUUGGGGAUCAGACUCCGUUACAGAUUGCAGUUGAUAAGGGACUCGUCGAUAUCACGCGUCUUCUGCUAAAGAAAGGUGCUACAACUGACCGUCUAACGGUGAAGCAUCUGCCAAUCUUGAUACACGCAUAUGAUGGCAGCAAUCCUAGUACUGGCCACGUUGUGUUGUGUCGAACUCCCGGGAAAGGAACCUCUGUUGAGUCUGUCUCUGAGCCAGACUCUAUCGUGUCCCUCCGGCGAAGGUUUCUUGAUACAAGGUCGUACUCAAUUCAUUUUGUGGCUCUAAGAGUAAAACGAGAACUCAACUCAGACUCUCAAAGCUCUAGGGGCGAAGUAUCAUUCGUAGACCCUCGAAGUUUAUUCAAUCAUAAACUCGUGCUGCGUCAUUAUACAUGCGAUUAUUCGAGGAUAACGUCUGUGUUCUGGCUCUGGUCAACCGUGGAUGACCAUGGCUCAUUAUCCAAUCACCAACCACAAUUUUCCGCAAUUCCCAACAAGGAUGUUCUAGCAUACAGUGGAGAAAGAGUAAUAUUCAUCGGUUAUGCAUACUUCUGCUGUCCAAUCCGAUGUAAAAACCACGUCUCGCAAUCGUUCACAUCCGGCGUGAAAGCAGUGGAGAUACCUUGGAUCAUGCUCGCCGCCGAUACCGCUUCGAGGACACAAGUUUGCUCUCUACGCACGGUGCAAUUCCGGGGCACUUUAAAUAUGAGAAACAUCUCAAUACCGCGACAUGCAGCCGAGUUUGUGACAUGGUUUUUUCAAGAUAUCUCUGAGAGGUGGAGAGUUAUUAUUGAAAGUGCAAUGUUGCACAUCACUGAAAUACGACAAGUUCAACUAAGUCAAGGGGGGAGAAACCCUUUUGUUAUACAAUCCUUACUCAAGGAUAGCCAGGAGUGGUCAAAACUCCGCAAGAACCACAAAGAGAAUCAUUUGAAAAUGAUAGAGCUUUUGGAAGCGUUCAAGGGAAAUUAUGCGCUCUAUUCCGAACUACUCCCCACUCCCGAUUCAUCCGAUGUGUGUCUUGGGCUCGAUACCGAAGUACCCAAGUCAUGCCAUAGCCCGGUAGUUGAGCCACGCACUCAAGAUAUAGAGGCGCUUCCUCCAAUCCGCCGGCUGUCAGAGCAGAUAAUGGAGUUUGAUGAGAUAUAUAAAGCCGCAUUAUCCGAGCUCGACCGGGAAUCGAAGGAGAUGAUUGAAUUGGAAUUUAACUUGAUUACGUUCAUAUUCCUACCACUGAUGUUCAUCACGAGUUUCUUUGGAAUGAAUGUGGAUAUUCUCGCCAAGGACCCAAGCUGGCACCUCUACUUUUUUGUGUCUAUACCAUUCUUGGCGAUCGUGAUUGCUGUUUGGGUAUUGUGCAAAUAUCUUCCUCUCUCAGAGUUCUUUGAAAGAGGCGUCGGUAACUACUUGAGUUGGGCCUUUGGAGAAGGAGAGAGACGGCCAAAACCCCUUGCGUUUGAAUCUCAGGUUGUGGAUAUAACUCCAGGAUACAAGUGUUAG
This is a messenger RNA of Morchella sextelata, 2493 nucleotides long. RefSeq lists its product as uncharacterized. Lineage: Eukaryota; Fungi; Ascomycota; Pezizomycetes; Pezizales; Morchellaceae. The transcript has 10 exons. The record is from RefSeq and is a predicted model, not a curated record. Gene Ontology annotation, molecular function: metal ion transmembrane transporter activity; protein binding. The coding region runs from base 1 to 2493 and encodes 830 amino acids. Gene Ontology annotation, cellular component: cytoplasm; membrane; nucleus. Gene Ontology annotation, biological process: metal ion transport; transmembrane transport.